Messenger RNA from Nerophis lumbriciformis (worm pipefish), 943 nucleotides. RefSeq names its product spermatogenesis associated 4 (gene spata4). Gene Ontology annotation, molecular function: microtubule binding. The record is from RefSeq and is a predicted model, not a curated record. Lineage: Eukaryota; Metazoa; Chordata; Actinopteri; Syngnathiformes; Syngnathidae. Gene Ontology annotation, biological process: regulation of cytoskeleton organization. Gene Ontology annotation, cellular component: axoneme.
GGGGAGCAGCCCGGGGGGCUAAGCUUUCGGCGUGACAAUGACGGCACUGCCCAGGGACGUGGUCAAAUGGCUGCAGAGUCUAGAGCUGUCCGCGCAGGCCACGAACAUCCGCAGAGAUUUUUCCAGUGGCUACCACGUGGCCGAGAUAUUUUCCCGUUAUUAUCCCAGAGAGUUCCAAAUGCACGCCUACAGCAAAGGCAUUUCUCUUCCUGAUAAGCAGCUGAACUGGAACAAAAUACGACAGUCCUUGCAGAGGCUGCGUCUGCUCUUGAUGGACAAGAUGGUUUACGGGACCAUCCACUGUAAGGCGGGAGCGGCCGAGUUGUUGGUGCAGCACGUUUACACCAUCCUGACCAAGAACAGGAUCCGAGCCGUUCAAAACCCAGAUAUGGACUUCAGCGACCAGAAGUACCAGAAGCUUCUCCCCUGGGUGGCGCGCCCCACGGCCCUCACGGCGGUGAACAGCAACGUGAGGGCCACGGAGAUGAAGGCCUUGCCCGACUUGUACAGCAACCAGAGGAGGGCGGAGGCCAUCAUCAGCAAACACUUGGAGGAGAAGGCAGAGAAGCUGGCAGAGCGCGGACGUUUGAUCAAGAUGAGACGCGUACAGACGACAUCGAGUGGAGAUGAAAAGUACUCGUCUGGUGAGAACACACCAAAGCUGUACCCCCAGUCACCACUGGAUGGCGCUGUUGUUUCCUACAAGACCAUCACAGUGAACCAGCCUGCCAGAAGAUCUUUGCACAGCUGAUUAAGAUGAAGAAGCUAAAUGAUUGUCUUAAUCUCAUCCCCACCUGUGCACAAUGGACCACACACAUACUGCACUGUGCAUCAUAUCUGGAUAUGACGUCAUUGUUUGACUCUGCCAACAUUGUUUGGAUAAUAUCUACCACUAGGUGGCAGCAUGGAUUCUUUUAGGCUCCAACAUGAAUAAAUCACUGCA